Molecule: messenger RNA, 444 nt
Organism: Aspergillus udagawae
Lineage: Eukaryota; Fungi; Ascomycota; Eurotiomycetes; Eurotiales; Aspergillaceae
Product: DUF1772 domain-containing protein
Exons: 1
Coding region: 1-444 (147 amino acids)
Source: RefSeq, a predicted model, not a curated record
AUGCUGUGCCUCUCAGCAAUCGCAGUCCCCGUCUUCCUUGACACCGACACCGACUCGGGCCACCUCGUCCGUCAAUGGGCCCGGACCUAUCACUACGGCCAUAUCAUCCUUCCGGCGGUCUGCAUCGCCACGUGCGGUCUCUACGCAUACAUUGGCUUAAACAAACGCGCCGCGCGCCGCAAGGAUUGGCGUACCUGCGCGGCAGCGGGCGUAGCCACAAUAGCCAUGGUGCCCUUCACCUGGGUCAUCAUGACGCCGACCAACAACACCCUGUUUCGGCUGGAAGCGGCAUCUAUGUCGGCAUCUGAGCCGCCGGCAGACUUGGGUGCGGUGCGAGAGCUCGUGGUGAGAUGGUCCUGGCUGCACGCGACUCGCUCGCUGUUCCCUCUGGUCGGUGCAGUGGUGGGUUUCCAGGGAUUACUCCAUGAUCUUGGCGUUCUGUAG